GCUGAAGCCAAUAAUUUACGAAGAAGAAGUUGGUUAUAUUUACUUGUCAAAGACCCAAACCCAAAAUAUGAUCGAAUAUUUCGAUUAGAAAAUGAUAGGAACGUAUUAUUUCGUUAUUGUCGGACACAAUGACAAACCUCUAUUUGAAAUGGAAUUUUCGAACAGCAAGGAUCCGAAGAAAGAGGAUCACAGACAUUUAAACCAAUUCAUCGCCCACUCGGCUUUAGAUCUCAUCGACGAGCACAAAUGGAAGACGCACGCUAUGAAUUUGAAGUCCGUGGACAAAUUCAACCAGUGGUUUGUUUCCGCGUUCGUAACCGCUGGUCUGAUUCGAUUCGUAAUAGUUCACGAUAACAGAAACGAUGAUGGCAUUAAAAACUUUUUUUCCGAGAUUUACGAGGCUUACAUCAAACAUUCCAUGAACCCGUUCUACGACGAAGACACGCCUAUAAAAUCUCUUGCUUUCGAAAAGAAAGCUCAGACUUAUGGGAAAAAGUACUUAUCAAAUUAAGGCUCGUUUUUAAUGAUUUUUAUUGUAACAAUAAAUAAUUCGUAUAAAAAUUCUAGAAUAUCAAACUCUAGAUUCAAACAUUGUUGCCGAACAAAAUUAUAUUAAAAAAUGCCUCUACACGCGUAGUUUUAUCCAAUGUAACUCUUAUUGUACGUUUAAUUUACAAAAUUAUGGAACUGAAAACUUUCUCCCGAAUAUAAUUUAACAUAGAUUUAAUACUUAUACUGUAUUAUAUUAUAAAUAUAUUUAACUAAUUAUAAUUCUUGUCCUAGGAGAGCCAACUGUUUCAAAAAUUGUUUGGCAUUAUUUAGCGUUGUAGAUCCGUAUGUUAUCCGUUUCGAAUUCCCAGCCGACGUUUUAGCCUAAAAUACACCGAUCAAUUACCAAAAAAAAUAACAAUAAUUAAUAUUACCUUUGCAUAAUCCACCAAAUUCUGAUAUUCAAUAUAAUUUCCACCGCCUACAACGAAAACGAUAGCUUCCUGAAAGGGCGAUCGAUUCCUCGGCAUCUCCGUAAGUUUCAGCUGCUUCGGAUCCAAAUAAAGAUACUCCUCCACUUCGCUGGCGUUUUUAAAUUCCAUCAGACUAUCCACGAUUUUCGUUACGGGGAGAUUCUAAAAACAACCCUCUGUUAUUUACUAUUCUCGAUUUCACCCACACAAUUGCAUUACGUGUCUUUUGAUAACUAAAUUUUUAACACCUUCCAUGACGAAAUUCGAGCCCUGAGACACCAAUUUGGAGAACAUACUGACUGUUUUAGUACCGGCUCCUUCGUAUUGAUUGAUUACGCUGCUCGUCGUCAUUUUACUAUAACUCCUAAAAAAACAGCAAUCGAUUAACACCGAUUUUUGUGUGAUAAAGGUUUCACUAACUUCCAUCUUUUGAUGUAAGCAAGCGGCGACAGAUCGCAGCCCGCUUCGGUGAGAGCCGCCUCGUAUUUCCGAAGCUCCUGCUCCGACAUGUCCGAAAUGCAAAUGAAAAAUAUUAUAAACAAUCGCAAUUUGUCGUCGGGAUCGCCCGCUGAAGGAUCCGUCAGUAUAUCCAAGAGGGACUUCUCCAAAGCCUGCGCCUUGCUCAUGAUCUUCUCCUCCAGCUCAAAGAACGUAUCGAGUUUUCUAAAUUUGAUGAAAUUCAACAAAGCUACAACAAAACGUUUUAGUUACGACAUAGAGCGUUAUAAAAAGCAACAAAUUCUUUACAAGUAGCCACAGAAGUGUGCAUAUCUAUCAACCGUUUCUUCUCUAUCAACUGAGGCAACGAAUUUACCGCCGAUGUGAUUUUAGCCGUGUUAUCGGACACCAUCGCUAUAGCCGAAUCGCUUUCCCCUUCGAUACCCAUCGAACUCUUCAAUUUCUUCACCUCCUCUUCGGAUGAUUUGUACUGCUCGAGCUCCUCCUGUAUGGCCUCGGCCACCGUGGGAAAAGGACUACCUUUAUGCGUCGACCAGAAUUUAUCCGAAGUGUCCAAUUCGCACGUGCGGCUCUUCGCUCUAGCGCCUAAAACAUGCUCAAACUAUCACUUAUUCGAUUAACAUAGGUGGUAUGUAAUCACCUCCGGUGGGAAGGGAUUCCUCGAUAACCACCCGGUUCAAGGCCAGAUCGAGCAAAUCGUGGGCGAGCGCCUGGUAGGUCCAAGUGUGAUGCAAGGGCGUCGCCAUGUCGACGUUUCUAUCGAGGAUUAUCAACAGCGGUCGUUGGAAAUUGAAGUUGCCCGAUUGGGUGUCCGAUACGAACAAAUUGUUCCUGGUGUCGAAGAGGUUUUCCCUCAACUUUUUGUCCAGUUGCUUCGCCACCAUUUCGGCCGCGUUGCCUUUGGGGCUUCUAAUAAUAGGUACCGUUCCUGAGGUAACGAAUACGGAGAAGAGACUUUCGACGAUGUUGUUGAUGAUCGAAUCCAUUUCCGUGUCUUUGAUGUCUCCUUUAUUUAUAC
Molecule: messenger RNA, 2439 nt
Organism: Phyllotreta striolata
Lineage: Eukaryota; Metazoa; Arthropoda; Insecta; Coleoptera; Chrysomelidae
Source: the annotation of a GenBank genome assembly